AUGCUUCGUCGUAAUUUCUUCCGUUUGGCUGGCCUCGACAAGGUGAUGUCCCUCGAAAAGGCCGUUGCCGACAUUCCAGACAAUGUUGAGAUCGCUUUUGGUGGUUUCGGCUGCGCAGGUGUCCCUUACGCGCUUAUCAAGGAGCUGAAGAAGCGCGGUGUGAAGGGCAUCACGGCCUACACCGACUCCGCAGGUAUCGAGGGCUGGGGGCUUUCGAUGCUGAUGGAGCAGAAUCAGCUCAAACGCAUUUGCUGCUCCUACGUCGGUGUGAACAAAUUCUUCAGCAAGCGCUACCUCGACGGGGAUCUCGAGCUCGAAUUCGUACCCCAGGGUACCUUGGCGGAGCGCAUGCGAUCUGGUGGUGCAGGCAUCCCUGCUUUCUACACCGCCACAGCCUACGGGACGCAAUGCCAAACCGGUGGCCAGAUCGUCAAGUAUGACAAGAGUGGCAACCCUUGCAUGAUCUCUGAGCCGAAGGAAACCCGCUGCUUUGACGGCCGCUGGUACGUCAUGGAGCGGACGAUCCGCCCGCACUACGCGUUCAUCCGUGCACACAAGGCCGAUCGCGCAGGCAACCUCAUCUUCCGUGCGAUGUCGCGGAACUUCAACGUUCCUGCCGCGUAUUGCGGUAAGUGCGUCAUUGCUGAGGUGGAGCAUCUGGUGGAGAAUGGCGAGAUCGACCCGGAUGAAGUGCAUCUCCCUCGCGUCUACGUGCACCGCGUCGUGCAGGCCCCGAAGUACGAGAUCCCGAUCGAGCAGCGCACCGUCUUCGGUGAGGCCCUGAAGGCCAGUGGGAACAGCGCUCGCCAGCUCAUCGCUCGCCGCGCCGCUCUCGAGUUCGAAGAUGGCAUGCACGUCAACCUGGGCAUUGGGAUCCCGACGGAGGCCGCCAACUACAUCCCCCCCGGUGUGAGCGUUUCUCUGCAGUCCGAAAACGGCCUCAUCGGCAUGGGCCCCUUCCCGACCGAGGAUAAGGUCGACCCAGAGUGGAUCAACGCGGGCAAACAGACGAUCACGUACCUCCCGGGUGCGGCCUGCUUCGACAGCGCGACCUCCUUUGCGCAGAUCCGUGGUGGCCACAUCCAGCUCUCCAUGCUUGGCGCCCUCGAGGUGGCGGCGAAUGGGGAUCUCGCCAACUGGUGCAUCCCCGGCAAGCUCAUUAAGGGGCCUGGCGGUGCGAUGGAUCUGGUGAGCAGCGGCUCCCGUGUCGUCGUUACCAUGACGCACACCAACAAGGAUGGCGAGCCGAAGAUUCUGGAGCGGUGCCGACUCCCCGUCACCGGGAUCGGCUGUGUAAGCCGAAUCAUCACCGAGAAGGCUGUCUUCGAUGUGGAGCAGAAGCAACUGGUUUUGAAGGAGCUCGCGGAGGGAGUGACGGUGGAGGAGGUCAAGUCGAUCACCGAUGCUCACUUCAAGGUAUGUGAUGGUCUUAAGAAGAUGCCGCUUGCCAGCAUCCCGAACUGA
Messenger RNA from Phytomonas sp. EM1, 1464 nucleotides. NCBI's taxonomy places the organism in Eukaryota, Euglenozoa, Kinetoplastea, Trypanosomatida, Trypanosomatidae. The record is from the annotation of a GenBank genome assembly.